AUGCAUCAUUAUUAAAAGUAACAGCAGCAUCAAUAUAAUCAUGAUGCUAUAUUAGAAUUCACUCGUCCAGAGCUCUAAUAGUUUUAAGGAUUAUCGUCAUAAACGCAGUAAGUGGCAUCAUUAGAUGUCACCAAAAAUAAGAACAACUUAAGAGAAGACAUUAAGAUGGACCCAACAAUCAAAAGUGUGAGUAGAUAAAGACAAUUAAAGAUUCAGGCUUCAACUCCUAUUAAUCUACUUGAGAGUUAAAGUAACAAAGUCAUAGAUGAUGAACUUUACUCUCAAAACAACUAAUUUAAUCUGUUCACUCAUCAGAAGAUACCAAAGCAUCUUAGAAUAGAAAACUAGGCAACUCUUAAAUAAGCAUUACUCGAACUUUACCUCUCAGUUAAAAUUAGAUCUGAUGAGGAAAUCGAUAAUUAUAACGAAGCUUUGUAUCUCAGGGAGAAAGAGCAAAUGGCUUAAGUGGAUGGAUUUACACUUAUAGACUAUGUCAAAUCUAGCAUAGAAAUAUUAAUGAACAUGAAAUUUGAGGAUGGACAUGGAGUUGCCAACUAAGAAGAUUAAUUAACAGAUGAAGAUGGCCAGAAUAUAUAUGAGGAGGCAAUAAAGCAACAGUAGGAAAGGGAAUUCAUUCCAUUAAAAAAAAAUAAUGACCAGAAAAAAAGGAUUAGGAACACUUCUCGAGAGGAUAAGGAAAUACUGACAACAAAGCAAAUGCCAAAAAUUGAUGACAAAACUCCUUCAUCCAGUAUUCUAGAUCUUUAGUAAAAGUUGGACCAAAUUUCUUCACCUCACUCUUAUGUUUCCUCUUUAAUCUCUAUACCUAUGGCUCACCCAUAGUACGAGAAGGCACUCAGAGCUUUAGAAAAUGAGUGCAGGAAUCAUAUCAAAGUUGAAUAGUAGAUGAAACUGCACAUUGAUGCUCUUUAGGAAAAACUCUUGCAUUCUAGAAAGGAAUGUGAUAGGCUUAAUAAUGCAGUAGCUGAUAAAGUUUAAGAGCACAGUGAAAGUAUGCAUCGGCUUAACGAGAUUAUUAAGAAGUAAGAGGAUGAUCUCAUAAGCAGACUUGAAAAGAUAUAAUUAUUAGAAGAUAGAUCAUAGGCUUAUAAAGAGGAAAAAGAGACUCUUUUAGAUAGAAUUAAAGAGCUACAGCGAUAAUAUGAUAAACUUAAAAAAGAAAAUGGCUAAUUAAAAAAGAACAUUCAGGAUUUAUCACAAAGCAUGGGUUCACUAGUUGAAUACUAAAACAAUCAAAAUAGCAGGAUAAACAUCACCAGCACUAAUCAGAAUAAUACCUUGCCUGAAGUACUGGCAGAUUACGCUGACAUGCAAGUAAUAAGCAAGAAUUAGAAUAUGCUUAGAUAAUUCUCAGAGAUGAAGAAUGUUCACUUCAAUAAUGUCAAUCAUAUCAACAGCAAUAAUAGCUUUAUUCUCAACACAUCGAGAGAUUCUAUUAAUCAUCACUAGAGUAUAAAGAAUAGCAAGAAAUUAUCUGUGUCCAUUCUAGAAUAUGCCAAAGAACCUUUAACUGAGAGAAACAAGGAUGGACUAAACAAUCCAUACUUAGUGGAUGGCUAAAGUAGAAUGAAAUAGUAAAUUUUCAAUACAAACUUUCAUAGCGAACUUCAGCAAGGUAGGGAUGAAAAAUAUACUGGACACAAGCACUGCAACACAUAGAUCAUCUAGUAACAAAAAGGUGCACAAUCACUUUCAUAAUAAUCUAGAUUCAAGCAGGAAUACAGACUAAACCUAGCUUUAUAGCAACAAGCAACAUCAUUCUCAUAGAAACAACAAAGAUUGUCCUUUUCACAUUAGAAAUCUUUCAAUCAAUAGCAUCAGUCAUAGAACUAACAAAUUUAAAGCCAUUAAAACUUAUUUCUUAGCAGUGCAAACCUUGUUGGAACUCAGAAUUCAGCUGAGAUAACAAAGAAGGGCAGUGAAAUUUCUUCUGGAAUAAACAUAUCAACUGACUAUACUAUGAGCAGAAUUCAAGGUAAUGGGAACUAGCCAAACAAUAACAAUAAUAAUAGUGUGAUAAUGACUUCUCAGCAUUUUGCUAUUAAUUCCGGAAGUGGUCGUUCUAAUCCUAUUAAUUACUCAGUGAGUAUGAUUCAUAGCGGACAUACCUCUGCUAAUAAGUAAAUUCAAGAUCCUAUUGAAAAUAACUAUGGGGAGAGAUAACUAAGAAACUCAUAAUUUGAUCCAGUAGUUAGCAGUGGUUCAGUUGUUCACAGAAACAGACAGCAUGAGUUAUCUCACGGCUACAGCACCUAAGCUCAUAGAGAUGGUAGCUUAGAAAAAGUAAUUCAAAUCUACAACAAUAAAGGCCAGCUUAAAAAGAAAUUACCUAAGUCAAGUCUAUAAAAAUCCUUAGCAGAGAAUGUCAGCUUUAAGUAAAAGAACUUAUAAUAACAGAUAAAUAAUAGCAAUGGUUUAAUUAAUCCUAAUAAUAGUAAUAACGAGAGCAAGAGCUUUAUCAACAUUUCCUUCACUAAGAAGUGA
Stylonychia lemnae is the source of this 2505-nucleotide messenger RNA. The record is from the annotation of a GenBank genome assembly. Lineage: Eukaryota; Ciliophora; Spirotrichea; Sporadotrichida; Oxytrichidae.